CUGUCUUGAAAAUAUUAUUAAGAAGCGAAAAAAUAGAAACAGAAAAGAUUUUAAUUUUUUUUAUUUAGUGUCGGUGAAUUCCGAAACCUUCUCUUAUAUCUUCUCCUCACGUCUUUAAACUCUCCUCGCUCCGCAUGUAACCGCCUCGCCGUCAAUUUCCAUCAGAUCUCUCUUUCUUACGAUUUUUUUUUGUUUAAUUUUCUCGAGAAAAAAUCAGAUCGCGAGAAGAAGAAAACGUCGAUGAUUCCGUGAAAAAUUUCUCGAAUUUUUGUUUUUUUUUUGAUUUUUUUCGGAGGCGGUUAUGGAGACGGGAGCGAAAGUAACGGCGGUGACGGCGACGGUUACGGCGGCGAUGGCGACGAGGAAGAGAGAUCUCAAGCCGUACAAAGGAAUACGUAUGAGGAAGUGGGGAAAGUGGGUGGCGGAGAUUAGAGAACCGAACAAGCGAUCGAGGAUCUGGCUCGGUUCUUACUCUACGCCUGAAGCGGCGGCGAGAGCUUACGACACCGCCGUUUUAUGCCUCCGUGGUCCUUCGGCGAGGCUUAAUUUCCCGGAACUUUUGACCGGAGCCACGGUUUCAAACGGCGUUGGAGAAGGAGAUAUGUCGGCGGCGUAUAUAAGGAGAAAAGCGGCGGAGGUUGGUGCUCAGGUGGAUGCGCUUGGAGCGACGGUGGUUGUGAAAUCCGGCGAGAGUAUUAUCGGUGAUUACGAGGAUAAGGAGAAUCGUGACGGAGUUAAGAGCGGUAACGGGUCAUUGGAACGGGUCGAUUUGAAUAAAUUACCCGACCCGGAAAAUUCGGAUGCUGACGAGUGGGUGAAGAGAAGAUGAAGGCCAAAAAAAUUAAAAAAAAAAAAGUAGUUGUAGAAGGAGAAUGUUUGUCUCUAUGAUGCGCAGUGAUCACUAACUUACGCAUCGAUUUUUUUCCUUAGUUUAAUAAUCAUCUUCAUGUUUUGUUGUUUUCAUCCUCGGGCAAAAAAAUAAUUUAAACCCAACUCUUAAAA
This is a messenger RNA of Eutrema salsugineum, 1002 nucleotides long. RefSeq names its product ethylene-responsive transcription factor ERF008. The record is from RefSeq and is a predicted model, not a curated record. Gene Ontology annotation, molecular function: DNA binding; DNA-binding transcription factor activity. Gene Ontology annotation, biological process: regulation of DNA-templated transcription. NCBI's taxonomy places the organism in Eukaryota, Viridiplantae, Streptophyta, Magnoliopsida, Brassicales, Brassicaceae.